Molecule: messenger RNA, 1530 nt
Organism: Didymodactylos carnosus
Lineage: Eukaryota; Metazoa; Rotifera; Eurotatoria; Philodinida; Philodinidae
Source: the annotation of a GenBank genome assembly
AUGUCGAUUCAGGAUCUAUACAAAAGCGUACUGUUAGAAUCAGAUAAUGAUAUUAAAGUUAAAAAAAUAGAUAAUUUUCAGGACAAAACCAUAUUUGAAAAUGUGUUGGAUUGGUUUCAUCCAAUCAGAAGUCCAGCUGGAAGCUGGCUUAAACAAAACUCUUCAAAUUUCAGCGAGAAAUUUCGAUCUUUUCUUCAAAAUUUAUCGAAUGCACUUAAUAUCGAUGAAGCUCAAUUAUUCAAAUUAUUAGAAUUUUUUUCGACAAAUAAUUAUUCAACACUGGAGAAUAUCGAUAUAAUGCUCUCAUCACCGGAUAACAUGAAUGAAACAAAUCAACAAUUUGUUGUACAAUUUAUCCAAUAUUAUUACAAUGAACGUUAUGCCCUUUUAUCAAUUGUACACGAUAUUCUUACUUCCGAAAACAUAAAGAAGGCUAAAAGUUGGUUCGGUUCUGAAAUAGAAUUAUGCAAAAAAAUGUUAACUCAAUUUUCAGUUUUGACAAAUGUAUCAUGUCCAUCUUGGAAUUCGAUGUACAGUCCAUUGACGGCCGAUAUGUUACGUACAAUAUGGACAAAUGCUCAUGACAAUGAAAUGCGUUUACUAUUAGAAUGUGCACUCAUAAUUAUUGAUCGUUGUAAUAAUGAAUCUCCUCAAAUCCUAUUGAAAUAUUUUGAGUUGUUUCAAUUUGAUAAAUUUAAUUCAAUUCGUAUUUAUUUUCAACCCGAUAUGGCAUUAAAUCAAAAACAUAAAAUUUUAAAUACACUGUUGGUUUAUAUUUUAAUAUCUGGAAUGAAAUUAUCUCGUUUUAAUAUAAUUGAAGAAAAUAAUUUUCCAUUACAAGAACAUCCUGUAUUUCAUGAUAUACAAGUGUUUCAAACAUUAAAUACAAAUUUUUCAACAUUAUUUAACGUAAAGAAUUGUUCUACUGCACAGUUAGCAUGGGCUACCUUACUGUACAAAUAUGACAGUGAAGAUCGUCAAAUUCAAAAGUUUGCUGCUGCAGCUAAACGUGAUAAUGUAUUUGAUCAUCUUUCAUCGCGUAUUGAUCUAUUCAAAUCAAUUCAAUCGCUUGCAUCAAAUAUAAUUUAUCGUGUUACAUUUGAUUUAAUUGAUUUAUUUUCAUCCAUAUUUGAUUAUGAAAAAUUUGUUAGUCGCGAUCAGUUGAUUAGUAUAGUAAAAAAAUGUAUGAAUGAUAAAACUGUCGUUGAAAAUAUUUUAAAAAAAAGUGGACAUGUGCUAUUUGAUCAUAUAUCAUCUGUUGAAAAUUAUUUUCCAUUAUCGUUAGAAUCAUGUUUAGAUUUAUAUACGUUGAUAAUGAAGGCAAAUUCAAAUAAAGCGAAUAGUAUUAUUAUUUAUUUAUGUGAACGUGAUCAAUUUGUUGAAUCAGUGCAAAUGUUUAAAGAUGCUGACAUAGCAUUAGUUGGAACAGAUGACGAAUGUAUAGCAGUAGCGAAUAUUUAUCCAUAUGGACCGGGUAAGCUUUAUUUUUUUAUUAUUUAUUACACUAAAUUCAUUAAGUUGAAACAGUAG